Prunus mume (Japanese apricot) is the source of this 1884-nucleotide messenger RNA. Its product is annotated as PLC-like phosphodiesterases superfamily protein. Gene Ontology annotation, molecular function: phosphoric diester hydrolase activity. Gene Ontology annotation, biological process: lipid metabolic process. NCBI's taxonomy places the organism in Eukaryota, Viridiplantae, Streptophyta, Magnoliopsida, Rosales, Rosaceae. The record is from RefSeq and is a predicted model, not a curated record.
CUUGUCACCCUCCCUCAACAGUAAAAAUUCUCUCUUUUGCUUUGUCUCCGAGACUGCCUCAGUUCCUCUCUCUCUCUCUCUGGGCGGUGGCUUUUGGAGCUCCCUGCAUAAGCAAAUUGCCAUGCUACCGUGCUCCGCAGACCACCGAGGCUUAUGCAGGGCCUCAUCAGCUGGUUACCUCUCUCUGUUACUCUUCUCAGUCUUCGUCACCAUUUCCGCUGCUUGCUCCAAUGGCGCUUGCCAGGUUCUAGAAGCUUGUGCAGCAGCCACAGACUGUGGGCCAGGUCUUUACUGUGGCAACUGCCCUGCUUCGGGCAAGAAUCAACCCGUCUGUACCAGAGGCCAAGCAACCGCACCCACUUCAAUUAUUAAUGGGUUGCCUUUCAACAAGUACACAUGGUUGGUGACUCAUAACUCUUUCAGCAUCGUUGAUGCACCGCCUUUGCCUGGUGUUCAAAGACUGACAUUUUUCAAUCAAGAAGACACUGUUACUAAUCAGUUAAGGAAUGGAGUGAGGGGACUGAUGUUGGAUGUGUACGAUUUCGAGAACGAUAUCUGGCUUUGCCAUUCUUUUCGGGGGCAAUGUUUCAACUUCACUGCAUUUCAACCUGCAAUUAACACUUUGACAGAAGUGGAAGCAUUUUUAAGUCAGAACCCAACAGAGAUUGUGACCAUUAUACUGGAGGACUAUGUGAAAGCUCCAAAAGGAUUAACAACAUUAUUUACUAAGGCUGGGUUAGACAAGUAUUGGUUUCCUGUAUCCAAAAUGCCGAGGAAGGGUGAAGAUUGGCCCGCUGUGACUGAGAUGGUGCAAGAGAACCACCGCCUUCUUGUUUUCACCUCUGAUGGUUCAAAGGAAGCACUAGAAGGAAUAGCUUAUCAAUGGAAGUAUAUGGUGGAAAACGAAUCUGGAGAUCCUGGGGUCAAACCAGGCUCAUGCCCAAAGAGAAAAGAAUCAAAGCCACUUAAUUCAAAAAGUGUGUCUCUUUUCUUCCAAAAUUAUUUCCCAACAUAUCCAGUUGAAGCUGAAGCUUGCAAAGAGCAUUCAACUUCACUUGAGGAGAUGGUUGGUACCUGUUACAAAGCAGCAGGGACGAUGCCAAAUUUUUUGGCAGUCAACUUUUACAUGAGGAGUGAUGGAGUAGGUGUGUUUGAUGCUGUUGAUAGAAUGAAUGGCCGGACACUUUGUGGGUGUAGUACUGUCAGUGCCUGCCAGGCUGGAGCACCUUUUGGAUCUUGCAAGAAUGUUUCUAUACCAACUAGAAGUCCAGUGACCAAUAAUGCAGGAAGCUUUACAGGCUCUGUUCAGUUUGCAAGUUCUGCGUCAACAGUCUAUUCUCCGAAUCGCUUGGUUGUCUUUAUGUUUUAUAUUCCAUUGAUGGCAUUUUGGUUGACUGCAACGUCUAAAUACUAAGAUAGUUCAUUAGUGAGUUACUUCUUGGGGUGCUUCUUUUAUGUCAUACUAAAAUUUAGAGUGAUAACAGUUACGAACUGCCUAGUUGAGUGGAAGGUCAAGUAGUGGUUCUGUGGUUGGUAGAGUAAUGACAUAUGGAUUGUAAAUGAAAAACUUUUCUGAUUCUAUUGGGACAAGAAUUAUGGAGUUGCAGAGGCAUCGGCAGUAGAUAGUGACCGUGAAGGACCACGAAUGUACCAGGAAUCAGUUCAGGUCUUUUGUUAGGGAAUGGCGUGUGCGUAGUAUGAAUAGGGGAUUGUACGGCCUAGCAUUUGUAGAAGUGCUCGUAUUCUCAAUACUAGGAUUUCCUAAUUGUUGUAUUUCUUUGGUUUGCUUUUCCCACUAUUAAUUAGGUACUGUUCUCUUUCAUUUCCUUUUCGAUUUCGAUGUCAAUAUCGUAAAAUGGAAGAGGUAUUUAGGUCUUUACUUCA